Pimephales promelas (fathead minnow) is the source of this 2056-nucleotide messenger RNA. Its product is annotated as chemokine XC receptor 1. Gene Ontology annotation, cellular component: external side of plasma membrane; membrane. NCBI's taxonomy places the organism in Eukaryota, Metazoa, Chordata, Actinopteri, Cypriniformes, Leuciscidae. Gene Ontology annotation, biological process: immune response; positive regulation of cytosolic calcium ion concentration; cell chemotaxis. Gene Ontology annotation, molecular function: C-C chemokine binding; C-C chemokine receptor activity. The record is from RefSeq and is a predicted model, not a curated record.
AGUUUUUAGGUUGACACAUUUAACCCUCCCAUUCAUCAUAAUAACGCUCAAAUAUCCCCAUCCAGUAGCCAGGAGUGCCAAAAUUAAGAAAAAGAACGGAACCUGGACAAAUCUGAUCUGACUGAAGAAGUCGCUGAUGUUGCAGAACAACAUGACUGAAGAGGAAACUAUGGACCCUGACUACUAUGAUACAGACUACGGAGACCAAUUGUGUCGCAAAGACGAAGUGGUGAAAGUUGGAUCCAUUAUUAUUCCAGUCAUUUUCUCAUUAGUGGUCGUGUUAAGCUGCAUUGGUAACAUCCUUGUUCUGGUCAUUCUGGCACUUUAUGAGAGUCUCAAGUCUCUGACCAACGUGUUCAUCCUCAAUUUGGCUCUGUCAGAUCUGCUGUUCACUUUUGGACUUCCAUUCUGGACCUCGUACUUCGUCUGGGGUUGGACGUUUGGAGAGAUUGGCUGUAAAGCGGUGAAGUUUCUGUUCUAUGUUGGCUUUUACAGCAGCGUGUUGUUCUUAACUCUCAUGACCAUUCAGCGUUACAUGGCAGUGGUUCAUCCUCUGUCUGACUGGGAGAAAUGCAGAGGCUUUUCAGUCGCUCCCUUCAUCGUUUGGAUCCUGAGCGGAGGGCUUUCACUGCUCGGAUCAUUUAAUAGCACGGUUAUACCACAUUUAAAUAGUACAUACUGUGAAUAUGGCAGUGUUGGAAUUAAAUCUGGCAUUGCUUAUUUUCAAAAUGCUUUUUUCUUCUUUGCAUUUCUAAUCAUGGGUUUUUGCUAUGGCAGAAUGCUUCGGACAAUAGCAAAAUCUCGGACCAAUAAGAAACACAAGACUGUUAGACUAAUAUUCUGCAUUGCACUGGUGUUCUUUAUUGGUUGGGCCCCGUAUAACAUUGUUAUGUUCUUAAAAUCAUUGACAGAUCAGAAUAUCCAUCCAUUCACAGACUGUACAGUAAGCAUUAGACUCGACUAUGCAUAUUAUGCUUGCAGAAUGUUAGCUUUUACACACUGUUGCUUGAACCCUGUGCUUUACGUUUUUAUUGGCGUAAAGUUCAGGAAUCAUCUAAAAUUGAUCCUGCAGAAGAUCUUUAAAAAAAAAAAAAAACUCGAUUUCAGUCAAGCCAGAUUGGCAAAAAACAUAUCGCAGGGUUCAAUGUACUAAGAGAAAACUCAAGUACUUUUAGCGAAUGCUAUCAACCAACAAUGAGUUCUAAAAUGCUGUGAAUGUGUGAAUGAUGUACAUGCACUCUUAAAAAUAAAGUUUCCAACAUGAGAUGCCAUUGCACAGAUGCCAUAGAAGAACCACUUUCAGUUCCCCAACUUGCCCAAAAUACCUUUCAGCGAUCAGACUUACAAGAACCUAUUUUUUAUUAUUCUGAAGAAUAUUUUAGGAACAUAAAGAACCUUUUUUCUAUUAUAAAGAACAUUUCAAUGGAAAGGUUUCAUUGAUGUUAAAGGUUCUUCAUGGAACUGAUAAAAAAACUAAUUUUUUUUAAGAGUGUAUAGAUUCAUUGCACAGCUUCUGCCAAUAUCAUUACAGCUGUUUAAUAUGCACGAUUAAAUUUCAAAAAAUGAAUUACAUGUUGCUACUUGGCAGGAAAAUUCCUCUCUCUAUCAAGCAGCAAAAGCAUUAAGUUUUGAGAAAAUCAUGUUUUAAAUUCUCUGUUCUUCUUCAUUCAAGGUCUUAUAAAAAAUAACUGGAAGUAUGUACUUGAAGAACCAAUGACAAAUGUUCAAUUUUCCUUCGCUAUUAAAGCAGAGAUCAUUUUCAUAUGAAAUUAACUUAUAUCUAUAUAUACCUUUUACAUAAUUUCUUUAAUAUUUUUUUACUGCUUGUAUGGUAUAAAUUAAAUGAAUAAUGUACAGUAAAAGUACAAAGUGAGCAUAAAGCAUGAGUCCACUUUCUUAAGUAUCUGCCCCUCACUCUUAUAAAUAAAGGUCCUUUAUUGGCAUCUAUAGUGACAUGAACCUUUCCAUUACACAUUCUUGAUAGUGAAAAAAGUUUUUUUUUUUGUUUUGUUCUUAACACCAUGUAAAAACAGUCCAAUAAAUGUUCACUGAAAGG